UUUCAUGAUGGGGCUUUCGGGUUACCUCUGUGGUGUUUUUAUGAAAAUUUUUGUUUUAGAAAUGAAAAUUGUUGAGUACCUGCUGAGAAAUUGGAUUUUUUGGUAUGCUUUGCCUGUAGGUAUGUUUGAGCAUAGGAAAUGUACAAAAUUAUUGGUGAAUAUUAGGAAUUUCAUGGCUACUUGUGUAGUCUUUGUCAAGAUAUAUUGUUUCUGCAGAAAAAAGGGUGUAUGAGGGGUCUUUAGCUCUAAAUGAAAGUCUGUGAGUCCUGCUGCAGAUUAGGGUUUUUGCAGAUUCUAUUAUGUUUUUGGAGAAAUUCUCCCCCUCAUGCAAUAUCUAGAUUCUCUUUUCCCGGUUUUUUGAUAGUGAACUUCUGUUUGGAUUCUGAAAAAUCAACUGGAGGCAAAAGUUAUUUCUGAUUAUAAUUGCAGAGAUCCCACUAUGAAUUUUUGUACUUCUAGUCAUGCGCAUGUUUCUCCUGUCAAUGUUUUUGUUAAUUUUUAUAGAUCUAAAUGACAAUUGGGAUUUUCUAUUGCUGUUGGGACUGAACUCAAUAUUUGGAAUCUGUUCUUAAUAUCUCUGUGUUGUUGUCCUGUACAUUAUUUAUUGGAUUUGAUAUGCGUUGACGUGCUGUAAAACAUUUUGUCCAUAUGGUAGUUAUGAUUAUACUGUUUCUUUUUACCCUUGAGAGUCGGUAACAGAAAGUUGUGCGGCUUUUAGGUGUCGAUAGGUUCAUAAACGGCAUCAACAUGCGCAUGCUAUGGAACUAAUGAUAGGUGCUGAUUUAUGCAUUUGUGAGGUCUGCCAAGAUGUGUUUUGAACAGCCACCAGUGGAGUUAUGUUGCGUAUUUAGUUCCAAAAAAAAAAAAACAUCUCUGAAGAAUGUUAUGGGCUUUCAGAUUUCUGGGUCAUGAUCUUAUUGAAGUUGUUAAGAAUAGAGUUCCAUGAUAUAUACGUUUUACAUAAUUGAGAAAUCAACUAAAAGUUUUUAAAAUGCAAUUGUAUGUUACUAUGAGUGUAUUUUUUGUCUAUUAUUAUAAUGGGGUUUUAUUUCAAGAUGUUUUUGUCUUUAAACACAAUCUUUUGAACAUUUUGGAUAGCCGCGAUGAAUCUGGAUUUUGUUUGUUCCCUGGAGAUUCCCUCUGGGAAGCACAAUCUUUAUGUGGAGAGAAUGCCCAUCCUUCUGACCAGCUUCUUCAGUAGGUGUAUAAGUGUGAAUGAGGCUCCUAUGUGAAACUCUCUCCAAGUCCUCCCUUACUACUUGAGCUCCUAAAUUCUCUGAAUUUCCUGAAGAUUUAUAAUCAUCGUAACUCAUAAGCACUGUAUGUGCUCUCAUCUAUCGUUUUUGAAAGCAUGGAAUUGGUUGCAUAAUAUUGUUGAUUGAUAGUGACCUCCAUCUAUAUUUUGGGGAAGCAUGGGUUUGGUUGCAUGGUGUCCUCAUUGGAAUGAUUUAUUGACAAUGAAAGCACUUAAAGCAGCACUUAUUGCAAUUUCUGUACAAUUUACAUUCGAUAGCAUAGUUUGAAUUUAAAUAUGUUUGAUGUGUGUAUCUGGUGGAAGAUGAAUAGCAUGUCAAUAUUGCGCUUGCAUUUUGUUACUUGUACAUGCCUUGUCCAUUUUGUUGUUUUUGUCAUCCUUGUAUGGAAGGAAUUUGUUUUCAAUAAUUAGUUUUCCCAUUGGUGUUAGAAGCUGCAGAAAUUUGCAUGUAGCUACCAGUAGGGUGCUAUGUACUUACGAAGAUACAGUGCAAAGUUCAAUCUUAAGCUAUUUGAGAUUGUUCAUUUGCAAUAUAUUUCCUAAUGAAAUAAUAGGAAAGGGAAAUUUGCAUAAUAUCCAUAGAGAACCCCCAUUAAGAAAGCUCACUUCACUGUAAACCUGGGUAUUGAUAUUAUUUUUAUCAAACCCUCUAGGUGAGAUAACAAGGGAUUAGGACCACAAUUUCACUGAAUCAAUCAACAAAGAAAAAGAAGAACUACCUCAAUAUGUAACAAAGGCUGUAGCUGUUGCUAUAUAAAAACCCCUGACCAAAAUGCUUUUCCUUCCUUGACAAAUCAAAACACUACCCCUCUCUUUCCUAUAUGAAUAUCUAGAGCUCCUCCUCCCAAUAACGCCCUUCUCAUACCUAUAGUCUAAAAAAGACACUGAAGACAAUAAACAAGAAAAUAGACAAACUAUCAAGCCUGUGCAACCUAACAAUCACAUCAUCCGAGCUAUCUGAUUCCUGCAACGCCUCUAGGAUUCACCUGAAAGCUGCCACUUGGCAUGGGACCCUGAGCACCCCUAUUUGAUCAUAUCUCUGCUCGUGAAGUUAUCUAUUCAAUUACUCGGAAGACCCUAGAUGGUUGAAAACAUUGGUGCUCACCGCAAAUUUUUCCAAUUCGUCUUCCCCAAGUAUGGGCAUGUGUGGUUCUAUGGCUUUUAGCUAACUUUUUAGCUCUUUUUGGCUAUUUCUUGGCAGUUCUUUACAUUUUUCCAUCGACCUUUUGAACCAUUGAUCUCGGGCCUGGGAUUCCUUGGGCCUUUUAAUAAUGGCCAGUGAUCACUAGAUUCUGAUCGGUGAAGGGAUUGGCGUGAAGUUGGAGAGCGGAGAUGAGAGAGCUGUAUGAUCAGUUGCUUCAUUGUUGGAUAAGAUGGAAUAAACGUUCGGUCUCGGGUUUGGAUAAGAUGAGAGAGAAAGAAGAUAGAUAUUAAUAGUUUUUCAGGUUUAUAGAGAGAGAAAAGAACAGUGAAUCGAGAUUUUUAUUCUUUUUUCCCAUUGAUUGAUCCAGGGGCAUUUUGAUCCUAAAUCCCCUUGUUCUCCCAUGUGGGGGAUUUGAUGGAAAGAAAACUAGUACCCAGGUUUAUGGUGAGAGUGCUUUUUUGGCGGGGGCCCUCUGUGGAGUAUGUUUUAGUGGGGGGGAAUUAGUCCUUGGCUUCUAGUUGACAGAAACGGUUAUUCUUCCUUCGUAUUUUAUCAUCUCUCUUGCAAAGUUAACUCUUAGAGGCAAUUCAUUAUGUUAUUUCUGUUGAAAUAACAUCUACUACUCUGCCCCUUUCUUGAAACUUCAUAAUAAUCCCAGUUGAUGACAUCAAUUCUUGCUUUGUUUUCUAUUAUCUUUCUUAUGAUAUAAGCUUGUGUCUGUCAAUGACUUGUUUAGUUUCGGGCCUUCUAGUUGACAUAUUGUAGCUAUUUUUAGGUAUUGUAAUCUGAAUUUGGAGAAAAAAAACUAGCUUCUUUGUUUUUCUUUGUCCAUUUUAUUUAUCCAUCUACAGUUUUUGGUUGUCCUGUGUGAUACAAUAAAAAAUAUUUUUUCUUAUGAAAAUAUGUGUUCAUUUUGGAUUGUUUUUUAGUAGAUGUGAACUUUGGCUGCAAAUAAACUAUCCUAAUUGAAAUCAGAAACUGUUGAUUUGUACCAGGAAGUUUAAUCAGGAAAAUUAUAUUGUACGAGGAUGUUUACUGUCUUCUUGUUGUGACUUCUCCAAAUCUUGAAAUGCAUAUAUUUAUUCAACUUCAAGGUUGACAUAAGCACCCUUCGGGAUCCAGUGAACAUCUUAUUGCUUCAUGUUGUGAACCUUUUGAGAGUCUAAGGUGCUAGGGUGCAUAAAAUACCAGAGUUCAAACUGUACAAACAAUUGGCCUUCAAUUUCAUCCAAAGUGUUGAAGGGAACAUGGGUCCUCUUUGUGACUUUUGCGGGGACCAAAGGUCUAUGGUGUACUGUAGGUCCGAUGCAGCUUGCUUAUGCUUAUCAUGUGAUCGCAAGGUGCAUUCUGCAAAUGCACUUUCUAGGCGUCAUUCACGAACACUUGUAUGCGACAGAUGCAGUUCUCAGCCAGCAAUUGUUAGAUGUCUUGACGAGAGUACAUCUCUUUGUCAAAAUUGUGAUUGGAAUGGCCAUGGGGCCCCAGGAUCUGCUUCAGGUCAUAAGAGACAGACAAUUAACUGCUAUUCAGGUUGCCCCUCUGCUACUGAACUUUCAAGAAUUUGGACAUUUGUUAUGGAUUUCCCCUCCACCGAAGAUACUACCUGUGAGCAAGGAAUGGGUUUGAUGACGAUCGAUGAGAACAAUGUGAGCAAUAGUUGGGGUUCAAUGGAAAAUGGUGACAAAGUGGAUUUUUGUGUGGGAUCUUCACGAAUUCCUGCUUUGGACUCGAUGUCACAAGUUGAUCAACAAGUUGUAACCUCCGACUUUACCCCACCCAAGAUGUGCUCUACUGAAAUUAAGGGCCUUGGAAUUUGUGAUGACGAUAUUUAUAAAGAUUUCAAUGUCGAUGAUGUUGACUUGGACUUUGAUGACUAUGAAGAGUUGUUUGGUGGUUCCCACAAUCCUUCAGGAUAUCUUUUUGACGAUGCUGGUGUUGAUAGCUUGUUUAUGGGGAAGAACGCUUCUGUUGCUAAUUCAAAUGCCCAAAGUGAAAAUUCAAUGGAGGCAUCUUCAGUAAGGCCAGAUGGCUCGAAUGUUCUCACUCCGUGCAUUUCUCGACAUGUGAAUACCAUCCAAACGACCACUUGUAGUGAACCAAUAGUGUCAGGCCAUGAUAGAUGUACUGGCCUUGACCUCACUUUUCCAGUGAGGCAAGCCUGUUCGAGUGUAUCCCUCUCGUUUUCUGGAAUGACAGGGGAGAGUAAUGCAGGAGAUUACCAAGACUGUGGAAUUUCGUCGACACUUUUUAUGGGGGAGCCACCGUGGGACCUGUCGGGCCCUGAAGGCACAUUCCCUCAAUCGAGGGACAGUGCGGUUUUGCGAUACAAGGAGAAGAAGAAAACCCGAAAGUUUGAAAAGAAAAUCCGGUAUGCCUCUCGUAAGGCUAGGGCAGACAUAAGGAAACGAGUAAAGGGGCGUUUUGUGAAGGCUGGAGAGGCCUAUGACUAUGACCCAUUGUGUCAGUUCCAGGCUAGAAGUUUCUAAGGCAAUGGUGAACUUCGUGACACGCGAUCCUUCUUUCUACUUCACCAAUUUAUAUAUUUCUCAAACUGGCUGCCUAAAAACUAAAUACAAAAAGAAGAAAAAAUUGGGGGAGACAAAGAGGGGUCGAAUAUCAGCAACAAUUUACCUGUUAAGUGAAAACAACCGAGAUAAAGAAGUUGAAUAUUGGCGGUCAAUAUGCCUGUUAAAGUGUUAACUUUCUGCCUUUUGUGGGUCAGAUUUCAUGAAAUCUGGCCUAUGUCACCAGGGGGCCUUGUUUAUAUCAUUUUGGUUAUAAUCUAUGCCUGCUUAUCCAUCUUUUCGGCUGGGUACUAUCUGAUUAUGCCGGAAUUUGUUGGUGUAGAUGUCUGGGGAGGGGAUGUAUAUGGAAUUCUAGUGAUGGAUUGAAGUGAAUAUUGAUGUGUCCAAAUUCCCUCGAGGAAGAUGUGAAGGUGAGACAUGAGAGAGAGAGAGAGAGAGAGAGAGAGAGAGAUAGAGAGAGAGAGAGAGAU
Messenger RNA from Amborella trichopoda, 5394 nucleotides. NCBI's taxonomy places the organism in Eukaryota, Viridiplantae, Streptophyta, Magnoliopsida, Amborellales, Amborellaceae. The record is from RefSeq and is a predicted model, not a curated record.